Molecule: messenger RNA, 520 nt
Organism: Clonostachys byssicola
Lineage: Eukaryota; Fungi; Ascomycota; Sordariomycetes; Hypocreales; Bionectriaceae
Source: the annotation of a GenBank genome assembly
AUGGAGGCUCUUGGCGCCGUCGCUAGCUGCUUAACACUUCUAGAGGUGUCACUCAAAGCCUUGGGCUUUGUGAGGCAGAUCUCCGAGGUCCAGGAGGACUUUGCAAACCUGAGAGAAGAGGUAGGUGCCCCGUGGGGGACGGUUGUUGUAGGGAUUUCUCUAAGAAACAAGCCACAAGAUCAUUACGAUCAAUACUCUUACCCAGGACCUGCAAUCUCUGCCAGUUCUUUUUCCUCGCAAUCCAUCCUCCCCAAAGGUAGCUGAACCAAGAUCAAUCUUCCGAGCAGCUAGCCAGUUGCGACAAAUUAAGGAUGACCUCGAAGAUAUCUCCGCGUAUUGCGCAGUCAAUCCGAACAACGGGGCCGCAUCCCUAGCAAGGAAGCGAAAAUGGGUGCUGAAGCAGAACAGAAUAUCCAAGCUUCUUGUCAAGGCCCGCGACGCUAAAGAAAAUCUCCAAGUAGCCGUUAAUCUUCAUCUUGCUACUGUAUUAUCCCUUCAAUCCAUAGCAAAGAAUAUGUGA